This is a messenger RNA of Setaria italica (foxtail millet), 3832 nucleotides long. Its product is annotated as pentatricopeptide repeat-containing protein At3g50420. Lineage: Eukaryota; Viridiplantae; Streptophyta; Magnoliopsida; Poales; Poaceae. Gene Ontology annotation, molecular function: protein binding; RNA binding. The transcript is spliced from 2 exons. Gene Ontology annotation, biological process: RNA modification. The record is from RefSeq and is a predicted model, not a curated record. The coding region runs from base 150 to 2309 and encodes 719 amino acids.
AUGAGGCUGGUGGGGAGGUUCGCCUAUGACAUCGCCGGUGUGGUUCUCCUUGGUUGCCUCCUGGGUUCGUUACGCAACAUUUGAAUUUCAAUGGUGGCGACGCAUCCUUUUGAUAACCAACGGUUACGGCUGCGCCAACCGCGAGCUCCAUGUCGUCGCGCCUCGGCUUCUACAACCUUGAGCCGGCGCUCGCCGCGGCGGCCGAGUCGCUGUUCCGCUCCGGCUCCCCGCCGCGCGCCGUCCUCCGCCGCGCGCGCGCGCUGCACGCGCUCCUCGUGGUCUCCUCCCUGCCCUCCGCGCCCCGCCCGGCCACCUUCCUCGUCAACCAGCUGCUCGCCCUCUACUGUCGCCACUCCGCCGUCGCCGACGCCCUCGCCCUCCUCCGCGCCACGCCGUUCCCCUCCGUCGUGUCCUACAACACCGUCCUCUCCGCGCUCUCGCGUGCCCCGAGGCACGUGCCCGACGCUUUCGGCCUCUUCCGCGGUCUGUACGCGUCGGGUCUCCGCCCCACCGCACCCAGCCUCUGCGCCGUCCUCCGCGCCGCCGGCGCGCUUCGCGACGGCCGCGCGGGGGCCGCCGUGCACUCUCAGGCCCUUGCGCUCGGCUUCCUCGCUAGCGACAUUGUUCCGACCGCGCUCCUCCAGAUGUAUUCUGGGUGUGGGUCGCCGAGGGACGCCGACCAGGUGUUCGACGAAAUGACAACGCCGGACGUGGUGGCGUGGAACUGCGUGAUGCACUGCAACGUGCGGUAUGGCUACCUGGGGCGUGCGCUGAGGAAGUUCUGCCGGAUGGUGAGCAUUGGGCUGGCGCCUACCGAGAGUACGUUUUCUUCAGUGCUGAGUGGGUGCGGGCGCUCUGGGGACUCACACCAUGGGCGUGCACUCCAUGGAUGGGUGGUGAAAUCAGAGGAGCUUGAUCCUGAUUUGCCGUUGCAGAAUGCACUGCUCGAUAUGUACUGCUGCUGUGGUGAUCUGGACACUGCAUUGUGUGUGUUUCAGAGGAUUGAGACACCAGACUUGGUGUCAUGGAACACCAUAAUUGCCGGAUUUUCUAGCGUUGGGGAUGGAUGGGGCGCCAUUCAGGCCUUUGUGCAGCUCAAAGCCGUGUCUGGUGAACAGCUUGCUCCUGAUGAGUAUACAUUUGCAGCUGUGGUGUCUGCUGCUGCUGCAUUACCAGCAAUGUGUAGUGGCAAGCUGCUUCAUGCUGACGUGAUCAAAGCUGGGUUGGAGAGCAGUGUCUUUGUUGCGAACACACUAAUCAAUAUGUAUUUCACAAAUGAGGAGCCGGGCUCUGCUCAGAUUUUGUUUGAUUCCAUUAGGGUGAAAGACGUAAUCAUGUGGACGGAAAUGGUCGCCGGCCAUUCUGCACUAGGUGAAGGAGAACUGGCCCUGAAGUAUUUUAUUAGCAUGCUGGAGGAAGGGCACAAGGUUGAUAACUUCUCUCUUAGUAGUGCUUUGAACUCCACAGCUGAUCUUGCAGGCCUUAAGCAAGGGGAAAUGCUCCAUGCUCAAGUGGUAAAAAGUGGUCAUGAAGGAAAUAUCUGUGUCUCUGGAAGCCUUAUUGACAUGUAUGCAAAAAACGGCACGCUUGGAGGUGCCUAUUCAGUUUUCUGUACCAUACAGAAGCCAGAUUUGAAGUGCUGGAAUUCUAUGAUAGGAGGAUAUGGCAAUCACGGGGAUUCUGAAAUGGCGUUCAAACUAUUUGAUGACAUGAUUCGUGGUGGACUGCAACCUGAUCAUGUAACUUACAUCUCCCUCCUUUCAGCUUGUAGUCAUUGUGGACUGGUUGAGAAAGGAAAGCUUUAUUGGUUCAGCAUGAUGAGUGAUGGCAUUGUGCCAGGGUUCAAACACUACACUAGCAUGGUGAGUUUGUUGAGUAGAACAGGUGUAUUGGAGGAAGCAGCCGAUUUAAUUGAUAGAUCCCCUUCUGCCAAGAGAUAUCCUGAGCUGUGGAGAAUUCUUCUGAGCUCUUGUGUUACAUUUAAAGAUUUGUCCAUUGGUGUUCAUGCUGCUCAACAGGCACUGGAGCAGGAUCCAGAUGAUAUCUCAACACUCAUACUUCUUUCAAACCUUUAUGCCUCUAUAGGGAAAUGGGACAAUGUGUCUGAAAUAAGGAGAAGGAUCAGAGGGCUGACGACUGAAAAGGAGCCUGGGCUUAGCUGGAUUGAACUUGAGAAAAUGGUCCAUGUGUUCUCUGCAGAUGAUGAAUGCCACACUGAGAUAGGUGAUUGUCGUGAUGAGUUGCUUAGAGUCAAGGCAAACAUGGAGCUUUUGGAUAGUUGUGAAAAUGAUUUAGUGUCAAAUGGCUAAGUUGCCUGAACUGAUUUCAGUUAAAUACACUUCUCAUGAUUUCCUUCAUCAUACCAACAAAGCUGAUUUCUACAGUAAGAUUUUGAGCAUAAGAAACAAAAUGAGAUGUUAUAUAUCAUGUUCUUUACUGAACCACUGAGAAUUGCUCACAUAUGCUUACAAAGAAAAAGAGAGAGAGAGCAAGUUUGAGGCUAUGUCUAUGUGUCUACUGCUUCAUUGUCCAUGUUUGGCUUGUUUCAGCCUCUUCGUAACCAGUAAACAAUUUCUAGGUUAAAUGGUUUUCUGCCUUGGUGACUUCUUCAGUUUAGUAUUUUACGCUGUGAAGAUAUAUUUUUUUAGAAAGACACGCAGUGAAGAUUAUAGGGUGAGAGUGCGAGACAUCCCAGAAGGCCAGAACAUAUCUUGAGAAGGUUCAGGUUUAAACAAGGAUUAGGUAAGGCUUACCCAGAGCAGCCAGUACCAAGCCAGCCCUGCCCAUCAUGUAAGGUGUCUGAAAUCUGAACCAGCCCUUCCUAUCAUGUAAGCGUCUGAAGUCUGAACCAGUCCUUCCUAUCAUGUAAGGCAUCUGAAGUCUUAACCAGUCCUUCCUUUGUUGGUUUAUCUUUAUACCCUGAUUAGUUCAUUAGACAACCACAUGAUUAUGAAGCUCUCGUAAUUAAACUAUGUCUAUCCAUCUAACUGUACUUUUAAUACCAUAUAUAGUUUCCUCCUGCUCAUUUUGAACCUAGGAACCAUAAUUAACGUAUGAAUUAAAACAACUCUAGCGAAAUUACUCGACACUAUAUAUAUCCAUGAGUUGCUUCUGCUCAUUGCAUACCACGGAAUCUUUCUUUUGCUAAUUAUGACUCUGAGAGAUGAUUUUUGAAACAGAAAAAGAGAAGAUAGAACUUGUUUAUCUAGGUCUAUUUCCGGGCGGUGACCCAUAUCUUGUUCAUAUUUAUUCAUGGGCAUUGAAAGUAGGUGCAAAUGCACCAAUGAAAGUUCUGGUUUCUCCAAUCUCCAUGUCCAUUUUGUGAAGUGCUAACCAAACUCCCAAUAGAUCUAUUUUCUGUUUUCCCUGUUUUCUGUAAUCUCCGCCUUUCCCAGACCACUUAAGUUCUCAGUCUAUCUUCCUUUUAUCAGGCUUUCUGGACAUGGUGGCCAAGUUGGUGUAGUCGGGCACUUUUGUUUUUUUCUGCUGCUACGUGCCACUGGAAGAAAAUUGAGGAACGAUUACACUGCCUUCAGUUAUUUCUUUGGGCACCAUGAAGGUGGUGUUCCUGGCUGGAGUCUUUUCCUUUAAUCUCCAUCAGCAGAAUUAUAAUAUCUGUCAGGCUUAUUGAGGACUUCAAUAAAAGCAAUUUGGAAGAAGGAUGGAAAGACAUGACUACAGGACCUGAUCCUUCUGGUUAUGAUUCACUCCCUCCAUUCAUUAAUACAUGAUGUUUUGGACGGUGAAAGAAACUAAAACAAUCUCAUUUUGUUUGUCUCAAAUGUCAUAUAUUAAUGACAGGAGGUAGUACGGCUCAGUUCCUUUUUUCUCA